This is a messenger RNA of Macaca mulatta (Rhesus monkey), 1716 nucleotides long. RefSeq names its product protein C, inactivator of coagulation factors Va and VIIIa (gene PROC). Gene Ontology annotation, cellular component: extracellular region. Gene Ontology annotation, biological process: blood coagulation; negative regulation of blood coagulation; proteolysis. Lineage: Eukaryota; Metazoa; Chordata; Mammalia; Primates; Cercopithecidae. Gene Ontology annotation, molecular function: serine-type endopeptidase activity; calcium ion binding. The record is from RefSeq and is a predicted model, not a curated record.
CACUAUGGGGCUAAAAUGAGACCACAUCUGUCAAGGGUUUUGCCCUCACCUCCCUCCCUGCUGGACGGCAUCCUUGGUGGGCAGAGGUGGGCUUCGGGUAGACCAAGCCGUGCUGAGCUAGGACCAGGAGUGCUAGUGCCACUGUUUGUCUGCGGAGAGGGAGGCCUCAGUGCUGAGGGCCAAGCAAAUAUUUGUGGUUAUGGAUUAACUCGAACUCCAGGCUGUCAUGGCGGCAGGACGGCGAACUUGCGGCAUCUCCACGACCUGCCCCUACAGGUGCCAGCACCUCCGGAAUGUGGCGGCUCACAGGCCUUCUGCUGUUCGUGGCCACCUGGGGAAUUUCCAGCACACCAGCUCCUCUCGGUGCUGCGGAUCCGCAAACGCGCCAACUCCUUCCUGGAGGAGCUCCGUCCCAGCAGCCUGGAGCGGGAGUGCGUAGAGGAGAUCUGUGACUUCGAGGAGGCCAAGGAAAUUUUCCAAAAUGUGGAUGACACACUGGCCUUCUGGUCCAAGCACGUCGACGGUGACCAGUGCUUGGUCUUGCCCUUGGAGCACCCGUGCAGCAGCCUGUGCUGCGGGCACGGCACGUGCAUCGAUGGCAUCGGCAGCUUCAGCUGCGACUGCCGCAGCGGCUGGGAGGGCCGCUUCUGCCAGCGCGAGGUGAGCUUCCUCAACUGCUCGCUGGACAACGGCGGCUGCACACACUACUGCCUAGAGGAGGUGGGCUGGCGGCGCUGCAGCUGUGCGCCCGGUUACAAGCUGGGGGACGACCUCCUGCAGUGCCAGCCCGCAGUGAAGUUCCCUUGCGGGAGGCCAUGGAGGCGGAUAGAGAAGAAGCGCAGUCACCUGAAACGACGAGACACAGAAGACCAAGAAGACCAAGUAGAUCCGCGGCUCAUUGAUGGGAAGAUGACCAGGCGGGGAGACAGCCCCUGGCAGGUGGUCCUGCUGGACUCAAAGAAGAAGCUGGCCUGCGGGGCAGUGCUCAUCCACCCGUCCUGGGUGCUGACAGCGGCCCACUGCAUGGAGGAGUCCAAGAAGCUCCUUGUCAGGCUUGGAGAGUAUGACCUGCGGCGCUGGGAGAAGUGGGAGCUGGACCUGGACAUCGAGGAGGUCUUCAUCCACCCCAACUACACCAAGAGCACCACUGACAAUGACAUCGCGCUGCUGCGCCUGGCCCAGCCCGCCACCCUCUCGCAGACCAUCGUGCCCAUCUGUCUCCCGGACAGCGGCCUUGCAGAGCGCGAGCUCACUCAGGCCGGCCAGGAGACCCUCGUGACGGGCUGGGGCUACCACAGCAGCCGAGAGAAGGAGGCCAAGAGAAACCGCACCUUCAUCCUCAACUUCAUCAAGAUUCCCGUGGUCCCGCGCAAUGAGUGCAGCGAGGUCAUGAGCAACAUGGUGUCUGAGAACAUGCUGUGUGCGGGCAUCCUUGGGGACCGGCAGGACGCCUGCGAGGGCGACAGUGGGGGGCCCAUGGUCGCCUCCUUCCAUGGCACCUGGUUCCUGGUGGGCCUGGUGAGCUGGGGUGAGGGCUGUGGGCUCCUUCACAACUACGGCGUUUACACCAAAGUCAGCCGCUACCUGGACUGGAUCCACGGGCACAUCAGAGACAAGGAAGCCCUCGCCAAGAGCCGGGCACCUUAGCGACCCUCCCUGCAGGGCUGGGCUUUUGCAUGGCGAUGGAUGCGACAUUAAAGGGUCAUGUAACAAGCA